This is a messenger RNA of Lactuca sativa (garden lettuce), 890 nucleotides long. RefSeq names its product small ribosomal subunit protein eS7. The record is from RefSeq and is a predicted model, not a curated record. NCBI's taxonomy places the organism in Eukaryota, Viridiplantae, Streptophyta, Magnoliopsida, Asterales, Asteraceae. Gene Ontology annotation, biological process: translation; rRNA processing; ribosomal small subunit biogenesis. Gene Ontology annotation, molecular function: structural constituent of ribosome. Gene Ontology annotation, cellular component: ribosome; small-subunit processome; cytosolic small ribosomal subunit.
GCCUAUACCAGUUCUUUAAAGCCCAGCCCAAAUUAUACUUGUUGAAAUAGCAUUAUAAUAGAGUUAGGGUUUUCAUUUCUCUGAGCCGACUCCUAGCAUCAGAGGUUACAUUCACAGCUGCCGGAGUUUUCCAUUGUAGUUACUCAGAUCCCUGAAAAUGUAUACUUCAAGGAAGAAGAUUCAGAAGGACAAGGAUGUUGAGCCCACUGAAUUCGAGGAAUCUGUUGCUCAGGCAUUGUUUGACUUGGAGAACGCAAACCAAGACCUCAAGAGUGACUUGAAAGACCUCUACAUCAACACUGCCACCCAAAUUGAUGUGUCUACAAAUCGCAAGGCUGUAGUGAUUCAUGUUCCAUACAGAUUGAGGAAAGGCUUUCGCAAGAUUCAUCUGAAGCUUGUGAGAGAGCUUGAAAAGAAGUUCAGUGGAAAGGAUGUUGUUCUGAUUGCAACAAGAAGAAUGGUGCCUCCACCAAAGAAGGGUUCAGCAGCUACAAGGCCACGUUCACGUACUUUGACAGCUGUCCAUGAUGCCAUGCUGGAAGACAUUGUUUAUCCAGCUGAGAUUGUUGGAAAACGUAUCAGAUACAGAAUUGAUGGAUCCAAAAUCAUCAAGAUUUAUUUGGAUCCAAAGGCAAGAAAUGACACAGAGUACAAGUUGGAGACAUUUGCGGGUGUUUACAGGAAGCUUUGUGGAAAAGAUGUUGUGUUUGAGUAUCCAAUCACAGAGGCUUAAAAAAGUAUGAAUUUGUGUUAUUUCAUGGUUUCAUUUUUGUUGUCUUUUUUAAUGUCUGAAGUUUCAACUUAAAAGAAUCAGAUUAUGCUUAUUUUCUUUGUAGGAAAAUACUGUUUUUGAUUGAAAGUUUUCUAUUUAGUUUGUUUGGCUUAAGUUA